This is a messenger RNA of Zasmidium cellare ATCC 36951, 2040 nucleotides long. RefSeq lists its product as uncharacterized. The transcript has a single exon. Lineage: Eukaryota; Fungi; Ascomycota; Dothideomycetes; Mycosphaerellales; Mycosphaerellaceae. Gene Ontology annotation, biological process: DNA-templated transcription; regulation of DNA-templated transcription. Bases 1 to 2040 code for a protein of 679 amino acids. The record is from RefSeq and is a predicted model, not a curated record. Gene Ontology annotation, molecular function: DNA-binding transcription factor activity, RNA polymerase II-specific; DNA binding; zinc ion binding. Gene Ontology annotation, cellular component: nucleus.
AUGGCAACCAAUAUUAAGAAAAAGCCCAUCACUCGCAACAGGGAAACUCUCACUUGCCUUCAAUGCAGAGCAAGGAAAUUGAAGUGCGACAAAGAGCUACCUUGCGCAUCGUGUGUGAAGCGGAACGAUGGAGGAUCUUGCUCUUACGUCAAGACUGGCGCGAAGAAAGAACCACCCGAAUCGACUCGAGCAGCCAAGGCCGAAGCAAGACUGCAGCAUCUUGAACAGUUGAUCGAAGAGUAUGCGACUCGAUCUGAAGGACCCGGUCCAGGAAGUCAUCCGAGCGAUGGCAGUAACGGCACCAGCGGCACCAAUGGAAGCAAUGGUAACAGCAUCGCCAAUGGUGAUUCACAUCUGUAUACCGGCGCCACUCAUUACUCUGCUAUGCUUGACGGGAUUGAAGAACUGAGGCAGCUUCUGCACGAGGACGAGCCUGGCUCAGCCAAUUCGCCAUCUAGUAAGGAUUCUAUUUCGGAUGAGACAGAUGUUCUCUUUGGUAGCACGCCACGCCUACCACUCACCACUGUCCUGGCGAACAAUCUACCGUCGAAAUUGGAGGUUGAUCGAAGGCUCGCGGCGUACUUCAGGGCCCAGGCCAUCUCUGCUGCAUGUAUCCACACACCUCAAUUCAUGCGGCAAUACGAUGAGUUCUGGUGGAACCAGACGGCGACCUCACCAUUAUGGAUCUCCAUCCUCUUCUCGAUGCUUCAUCUUUCAAACAGUGUUGGGCGAGGCUCAUGGUCCGAGAGAACGAACGGGGACUCCCCAGAACCAAAGUACAACUUCUCUCUUGCUGCGGCACAUUGCCUUGCUCUUGGAAGAUACCACCGGCCACAGCGGUUUGCUGUUGAAUCUCUUGCUGUAUAUGUACAAGCCAAGGUUAUUGAGACCCUCGACCCGUCCCCUGCUCUUGGCUUGCUUUUCGGCACCUUGAUCCAGUCUGCCUACAGCAUGGGCUACCACAGGGAGCCGACGAACUUCAAGAACCUCACACCAUUCGAAGGCGAAAUGCGUCGUAGGACGUGGUCGUUUGCCAUGCAGCUGGACCUCUUGAUCAUGUUCCAGCUUGGGCUGCCGAAUACUGUUCAAUUUGGGAGCUGGGACACCCGACCGCCUUCGAACUUGCAAGAUACAGACUUUGAUGAAGACACAGCAGUUCUACCUCCGCCAAGGCCAGAUACGGAGCCAACGAGGGUCACAUUCUACACCGCAAAGCAUAUGUUGAUGAAGAUCUUUGACAAAAUUCUGAGACACUCCCUCUCGGUUGGCGAGAUCAAACCUGAGCACGACCUCCUCGCACUCCACCAGGAGCUUGUUCAAACAUACGACUCAAUCCCUGCAGUGCUACAUUACCGCAACGUCUCGUCGUCCAUCUCGGAUCCAGCGUACCUCGUAGUGACUAGGAAGUGCGUGGAGCUCAUGUACCAGAAAUGCCUCUGCGUUCUCCACCGCAAACACGUCUUGUCCGGGAGACAAGACAGUAUUCGCGUAUGCUACGACGCAGCCUCACAAGUCGUGAAAGCUUUCCUCGAUAUGUAUCCAGAGUUCAAGCCUGGUGGUCAGUUCUUCGAAGACCGCUGGCUACUCGGCAGUAUCACAUGGACGGACUGGUUACUCGCAGUGAUGACACUGUCUCUGGUGCUCUGUCAGCUCAGGAGGGCGAUCGUACCAGGCUUUACGGAAGCUGAAUACAACAACAUUCUACAUCUACUCAGAUCAGCAAACGAGAUCUGUCUCGAGAAAAUCGACGAAAGCGUUGCAGGUCGACGCAGCGCAAGGAUGCUGCAAGCCCUACUCGCUCAGGAGACCAAUGGCCAGAAGGUCAUGAAUGGUAACGGUACCACGCCCUCACUCGACACACCUGCGCAAGUCGCUCAAACUUCAGUACCGGCUCUGAGUGAAGGAGACUACGACAUGUGGCAACAAAACCCAGACCUCGAUAUCUUGCAGGGAUGGAGUGAUCCUUAUUCGAAUGUUUUUGAGACGCAGGAAUGGGCGUUCUUGGAACAGUGUAUGAAUGCAGACUUUCAGAUGCAGUAG